Molecule: messenger RNA, 13234 nt
Organism: Lepisosteus oculatus (spotted gar)
Lineage: Eukaryota; Metazoa; Chordata; Actinopteri; Semionotiformes; Lepisosteidae
Gene: mast2
Product: microtubule associated serine/threonine kinase 2
Biological process (GO): peptidyl-serine phosphorylation; cytoskeleton organization; intracellular signal transduction
Cellular component (GO): microtubule cytoskeleton
Molecular function (GO): protein serine/threonine kinase activity; ATP binding; magnesium ion binding
Source: RefSeq, a predicted model, not a curated record
CCGCCUUCCCUGUGUGUGGUUGGCUGGCCGUGCGCCUGAGCUGCUGUUUCAGCUCCUGAAAAGCUGUGCUGACAGGAGAGGGUGAGAGCAGUGCCGUUUGUCGGAGUCAAGCAGAGGGGAGGAGGCGUGCAAGGUAAACUGAGAGACAGAAACGGAAAGAGAGGUGUGUGUAUGCACGUUUGGAAGGAGCUAGGGCGUGCUGCCUGGAAACGUGAUGCACUCUGCCGUGUGAGAGGAUAUAGAUUCGGUACCUGUUCUGCCCGGCAGAUGUCAACCAAGGAAGCAAGGGAGUUAAUGAGAGAGAGAGAGGAGCUUCCUUCUGUCUUUGUUUGUAUGAGGGGGGCCGCACCUCUUUCGCUGCGACCACAAUAACACACCGGCAGAUGUGCUGCUCGUUAGCGGACAUCAUCUAAAACAAGGAAAGGUACUCCAUCCGGAAAGCUGCUCCUUCUCCUCUCGCUCCCGGGAAACGCCGAGUACACACUGCUGCGCCCAAAGUUUAAAUAGCCAGCAGAAGAGGGAGCAGCAGGAAUAUCGGCCGGAACAGAGGAUUGUUUCUUUGCAACAGCUGCUACCCACGGCACCUGUCAGGAGGAGCGUGCUGCCUCGAGACGCUCGCUUUUCCGGAAGGAAAUCAUGACUUUUCAUUCUCUCCCUGCUUCCUCGCGUUGCGCCAGUAGAACGGAAUCCUGCUGCUCUAGUGGCGUGUUCUUGUUUAGGGUGUCUGCUGGCUUCCUGUGAGCUGCAGCUGUGACCAUCUCAUUAGACUGGGUAGGCAUUGACUCCUUUUUCUCCCCCUUCUUUCUGAUAGCUAACAUGCUUUAAGAAAGCGCGCCAAAGCAGAAAAAAACAAACGGACAAACAAAACGGCAGCUGUUCCUUUUCUUCUGGACGUCUUGGCCCCUCUGUGCUGUGGGCUUUUGCUUCCUCUUAUCAGUCCUGAAUGCAGAAUUCACUUCACCCGGAGUCUCAGCUUCUCCAGCCUGAACAUCUGUUAUGUUUUGACUUAAGAAUAUUGUGAUGGUUCUUAGUUGUGCAUGUAGAGUAACACUUGAUUUUUCAACUGUAGUUUUUUUAGAUUUUUUUGGGCUUCAACAUCACUGUUAAAAUACUAGUUCAACACUUACCAUCCGGAAAGUACAUUUUCCAAAAAGGUGCAAUUCAUAACAGUGCAAGUGUUUCUGAAUUACGUAAUGUGUGGACAUUAUAUGAAAGGAAACUGAAGGGGGCACUAAAUAUUGAUAAAGAAGCAUCUACUGGCCCCUGCCAUCUCCGCAGAUUGAAGCCCUGGAGCCCAGCCUGACCCCCCUGUCCAGAGAGAGUAUGCCCCUGGCUCCAGGCCACUGAGGGGACGGCUGUGCUCCUGACAUGCCUGCUGCUGCAGCUCCACACAGCUCACCUGCAAGGGACAGCUGCUCAGCCAGGCCUGCUGUUGCCUUGUGUCAGCCAGCCGCGUGUUCCUGCACACGGGACAAGAAGACGCAGAGGGGGCAGGACUCGUGUCCCCGCGGCACUUCUAACACUGCUGACUGUAACCGCUCCUUCAUUUCAAACUCGAAUUCUUGUAUAUAGCUGCCAUAUACCACCGGCUCAGUGCACGCAACAAGCUGCUCUUCCGUGUGACAGAGUUUGCGUUGGCAUUUGUACCUUCACACAUCUGGCUAUGACGGCAGAGAUCUGCGAGAGAAACUAUUAGAGACCACUCUGUGAAGUGAAUGAAAAUAUUAGAGACCCCUCUGUGAAGACCUGGUGUGGAGAAAUGAUUGGAAGAUGCUUAUCUUAAGGAACUGCUUCACUUCAAUAAAGACAGACCAUCCCGAAACAAAAGAAGACUGAGGGAUUCAAUGAAAGUCUCCCCUCUAUAGAGUAUAAUGCAUUAAAGCAGAUCUCAAUUUUUUAUGAUAAAAAUGAAUACUAGGAUGACAAAGAAGAGAAAUAUGCAGACAAGACCCGUGUGGAGAAGUUAAAUAGUGUCUGUGCCCUGUCAGUAUUAUAUUCAAUUAGCAUCACUGUUGUUGGCCCGAGUCUGGUGAGAUCCACUUUCAGAUUUACCGAACAGUCCUUUGUUUUGAGCCCCUUCCAGGGCUGAGGUAUCUGCCUGCCCCUGGUGCAAGUGCACUGCUGCCCAGCUCAUGGCUCAGCUUGCCCUUCACCCACCCAUGCCUCUUAGCGCUCGGAGCUGACGGGUGCCCGCUGACCCCCCGGGGUGGAGAUCGUGCCGGUGAAACGGAUUCUUUUCCAGGCAGGAGCCGGCCGCCACGAGUCGGGCAGCAUGGACGACUCCAGCAUUCUGAGACGGAGGGGGCUGCAGAAGGAGCUGAGCCUUCCCAGAAGAGGCAGUUUCUGUCGGACCAGCAACAGGAAGAGCCUGAUUGUGACCUCCAGCACCUCGCCCACUCUGCCCAGACCACACUCUCCUCUGCAUGGACACACAGGGAGCAGCCCCCUGGACAGCCCCCGGAAUUUCUCCCCCAACACUGCGGCACACUUCUCCUUCGUCCCAGCGCGUAGUCACGGGCACAGGGCUGACAGGACGGAUGGCCGCCGCUGGUCCCUCGCAUCGCUGCCCUCCUCGGGCUAUGGCACCAAUACACCCAGCUCCACUGUGUCGUCAUCAUGUUCAUCCCAGGAGAAGCUGCACCAGCUGCCCUUCCAGCCCACGGCCGACGAGCUGCACUUCCUCACCAAGCACUUCAGCUCAGAGAGCAUCACGGACGAGGAGGGCCGCCGUUCCCCUGCCCUGCGCCCGCGCUCCCGCAGCCUCAGUCCCGGCCGAUCACCUAUCUCCUUUGACCAUGAGAUCGUGAUGAUGAACCAUGUGUACAAGGAGCGCUUCCCCAAGGCCACAGCCCAGAUGGAGGAGCGUCUGGCAGAGUUCAUCGCCUCCAACGCCCCCGAGAAAGUCAUGCCUCUGGCUGAUGGGGUCCUGAGCUUCAUCCACCACCAGCUGAUCGAGCUGUCCCGGGACUGUUUGGACAAAUCGCGUGAGGGCCUCAUCACCUCCCGUUACUUCUACGAGCUGCAGGAGAACCUUGAGAAGCUGCUCCAGGACGCUCACGAGAGGUCAGAGAGCGCGGAGGUGGCCUUCGUCACUCAGCUGGUGAAGAAACUGAUGAUCAUCAUUGCCAGGCCGGCGCGCCUGUUGGAGUGUUUGGAGUUCGACCCUGAGGAGUUUUACCACUUGCUGGAAGCAGCGGAGGGCCAUGCCAAGGAGGGCCAGGGCAUCAAGUCCGACAUUCCCCGCUACAUCAUCAGCCAGCUGGGUCUCACUAGGGAUCCCCUGGAGGAAAUGGCCCAGCUGAGCAGCUAUGACAGUGGCAAUCCAGACACCCCUGAGACGGAUGACUCUGUAGAGAGCCGCGGGGCCACGGUCCAGGUCAAGAAAACACCGCGUGAGGAGGACUUUGAGAACAUUAAGCUGAUCAGCAAUGGAGCUUAUGGUGCUGUUUACCUGGUCCGGCACAAGGAAACCCGGCAGCGCUUCGCCAUGAAGAAGAUCAACAAGCAGAACCUAAUCCUGCGCAAUCAGAUCCAACAGGCCUUUGUAGAAAGAGACAUCUUGACCUUUGCUGAGAACCCCUUUGUGGUCAGCAUGUUCUGCUCUUUUGAAACCAAGCGCCAUCUCUGCAUGGUCAUGGAAUAUGUGGAAGGGGGAGAUUGCGCCACGCUGCUGAAGAACAUUGGUGCCCUGCCAGUAGACAUGGCACGGAUGUAUUUUGCAGAGACGGUGCUGGCGCUGGAAUAUCUGCACAACUACGGCAUCGUUCACCGUGACCUCAAACCUGACAAUCUAUUGAUCACAUCCAUGGGACAUAUCAAACUGACAGAUUUUGGGCUCUCCAAGAUUGGCCUCAUGAGUCUCACCACCAACUUGUACGAGGGGCACAUCGAGAAGGAUGCCAGGGAGUUCCUGGACAAGCAGGUGUGCGGCACACCAGAAUACAUUGCUCCAGAGGUCAUUCUGCGACAGGGCUAUGGCAAACCAGUGGACUGGUGGGCAAUGGGUGUGAUUCUGUACGAAUUCCUGGUGGGCUGUGCGCCCUUUUUUGGAGACACACCGGAGGAGCUCUUUGGUCAGGUUAUCAGCGAUGAGAUCAUCUGGCCAGAGGAAGAUGAAGCCUUGCCACCAGAUGCUCAGGAUCUCAUCUCCAAACUGCUGCGCCAGAACCCCCUGGAGAGACUGGGCACAGGGAGUGCCUUUGAGGUGAAACAGCACCGGUUCUUCACAGACUUGGACUGGAACAGCCUGCUGAGGCAGAAGGCUGAGUUCAUCCCACAGCUGGAGUCUGAGGAUGACACCAGUUAUUUUGACACGCGUUCCGACAGGUACCACCACGUGGACUCAGAGGAGGAGGACGACACCAACGACGACGAGCACGUGGAGAUCCGCCAGUUCUCCUCCUGCUCCCCGCGGUUCAGCAAGGUGUACAGCAGUAUGGAGCGCCUCUCCCUGCACGAGGAGAAGAAGACCCCUCCACCAACAAAGCGCAGUCUGAGCGAGGAAGGGGGGGACAGGUUGGACAGUCUGAGUGGGCUGAAAUCCCGGGAUCGCAGCUGGAUGGUGGGGUCCCCUGAAAUCCUCAGGAAGCGCCUGUCGGUGUCAGAGUCCUCUCACACCGAGAGCGACUCCAGCCCCCCACUUACCGUGCGCCGCCGCUGCUGCUCCGCCAUCAUUGAGAUGCCCCGCUUCGCUAUCUCCGCGGAGGAGGAGGGAGGCGGUGGCAGGAAGGGCCCCGCGCCGGCCCCUCCCGCCCAGAGCCGAGCCCCCUCCCGAGGAGACGAGCUGCCCCUGUCCAUCCCCGAGCAGCCGCUGGAGAGAGAGCUGCGCCUGGAUGAGUCGCCCACCACCCCUGGCUCCACUGCCAGCCAGCAGAGCCGAGCCACGCUGACCCCCGGCAGCUCGGGGGAUGUGUCAGAGCGCUCUCUGCGGUGUAACAGCGCUGAGGGCCCAGACUCCACCACUCCGAAGGCUAUAAGUGACCUGGCAGCCCGCCGCGCACGACACCGGCUCCUCUCAGGAGACACGGUGGAAAAACACACCUCCCGGCCUGUCAACAAGGUCAUCAAGUCCGCCUCCGCCACCACACUCUCGCUCCUGAUCCCCUCAGACCACCAUGGCAGCUCCCCCCUGGCAAGCCCCAUGUCUCCCCACUCCCUCUCCUCCAACCCCUCAUCCCGGGACUCAUCUCCCAGCCGAGAUCUCUCCCCAGCCAUCUCCAGCGUAAAGCCCGCCAUUGUCAUCCACCGUGCUGGCAAGAAGUAUGGCUUCACCCUGCGCGCCAUCCGGGUCUACAUGGGAGACACUGACAUCUACACUGUCCAUCACAUGGUCUGGCAUGUGGAGGAGGGGGGUCCAGCGCACGUGGCUGGGCUGAGAGAGGGUGACCUGAUCACUCAUGUCAAUGGAGAGCCGGUCCAUGGUCUGGUGCACACAGAGGUGGUGGAGCUCAUCCUCAAGAGUGGUGCCAAGGUGUCCAUCUCGGCCACCCCAUUUGAAAACACCUCCAUUAAGGUUGGACCGGCUCGCAAAUCCAGCUACAAGUCCAAAAUGGCUCGUCGAAACAAAAAGACAAAGACAAAAGAAGGCCAGGAGAGCAGUAAAAAGAGAAGCUCCCUGUUCCGGAAGAUUACGAAGCAAGCUUCCCUCCUGCACACCAGCCGCAGCCUGUCCUCCUUGAACCGCUCGCUGUCCUCUGGGGAGAGCGUACCGGGGUCACCCACCCACAACCUGUCCCCUCGCUCGCCCACACAGGGGUACCGUUCCACUCCGGACUCCACACACUCCGUUGGUGGAAAUUCCUCCCAGAGCAGCUCUCCCAGUUCCAGUGUCCCUAACUCUCCAGCUAGCUCAGGACACAUCCGGCCCAGCUCUCUGCACGGCCUGGCGCCCAAACUCCAGCGGCAGUACCGCUCUCCACGCCGCAAGUCUGCUGGGAACAUCCCUCUCUCUCCGCUAGCCCGAACGCCCUCCCCGACCCCUCAGUCCACCUCCCCACAGCGCUCCCCCUCCCCCCUGCCAAGCCAUUCCCUGGGCAGCUCUGGUGUCAUUCAAUCUUUCCCCGUCAAGCUCCAUUCCUCCCCGCCUCUGGUGAGGCAGAUCUCGCGGCCCAAGAGUGCUGAGCCGCCGCGCUCACCCCUGCUGAAGCGCGUCCAGUCUGCCGAAAAGUUGGCUGCCUCCCUUUCCUCUUCCUCCUGCUCCCCUUCCCCUGCUACCUCUGCUGACAAAAAGCUGUCUGCUUCCUCCCGCAAACACAGCCUUGACAUCUCACAUGCAGAGUUCAAGAAGGAGAUGAUGCAGAGGGACCCCAGCCUCCAGAGCCUGCAGGAGUCAGCUGGUGAGAUCCUCCUGGGCGGACGAGCAUCUCCCGCAGAGAAGGGAACCCUGCAGAAACACUCCCCUCGCAAGCUGAGCCGCCAGGAGACCCCUGAGGGAGGAGGGGCAGGCAUUGGGCUCAGCCCAGGGAAAAGCAAACUGAAGGAUAAGCUCUCGGCUAUCCGGCAGGACCGUGCAGAGAGGCGGGAAUCUCUCCAGAAACAGGACGCCAUCCAUGAGGUGGACUCCUCGGAAGACGAGACAGACGAAGGCUCAGAGGACAGCCAGGAUGGCAGGAGGCUGGGCCACUGGGGGGACUGUGGGCGCACGAGGUCUGCCAACGAUGAUGACCCCUUCCUGCCACCCGAGACUGCUCAUCGGACAGCAACCUCCACACAUAGAGGCAGCACAACCACAGGCCCCUCCCUCUCAUCCUCACCCCCUGCACAAACACUGCAGACUCAGCGAGCUACUCCUCAGGCUGGCAGAGCAGACCAUACAUCUGCUGAUUUCAAAGCGUCAGAGCAGAAAGUAUCCCAGACCAAAGUGCACCUUUCAGAGGCUGCAGAAGAUAGUAGUCAGCCAGAAAGAGUUGAUGCCUCAAAAAAAGCAGGGACGUUACCUGAAACCAUUGUCAGUUCUAUGCCAACUCAGCUCCACCAAGGCAUCCAAAACAAUCUGUCUGGGAUUUUCUCGACUCCUGGUAGCGCAUUUACAUCUGUCGGCAAGGAUUCCUACCAAACGUCAACUCUAGCCAGCAGCACACCAGCAGCACCUGGUCUGGUGGCAAAAGACUUGAAAAUUGCUCCGAAACCACUCCUGGACACCAGGGAGAAGACCGGCACUGUGGUAAAGAGUGAAGAGAAACCCCUCAAGGCUGGUCGUACCCCUGAGUCAAAACCAAGCACUCUGCAAGCAGACAGUAGGGAUACCCCUGUCCAGAUUGUAGGGACCAGCAAGGAGAAGAAGGAGGCAGAUAACAGGAGACAGGCUCUCAGUGCUGCAGCGGCUGCCUCUCCCUCUGAGACCGGUACCGACAUGGUGCCACAGCUCAUGUCCCAGUUCGCCACAGUGGCUAAGAGUGUAUUGGGUCCCGUGAAACUGAGCAUUCCUGGGGCGAAGGAAGCUUUUGAAAAAGCCAAAGAGCUGAGGUCAGAGGAUAGUCUACAUCCAAAGAGCAAGGAUGAGGGCAAAGCCAGACAAGAGCAGGAAAGGCCCGACGCAUUUAAAACACCUGCUUUACCUGGGCCAGCUGGGCCCUCUCUGCAGCCUACCCCUCAGCCCCCUCAGCUCUCCACGUCCCCCCCCAGUCAUCCGGCUCCAAAAACUGAACAGGCUGCUGCUCUACAGAAGCCUUCUGACCUCCCGGGGGACAGACAGAAAAAUGCGUCUGUCAAAGACUGUGCCCAGGCCUCCACUGGUAAAACAGCAGGGGGCUUCCCCUGCCAGCAGGACGGCGCCAGCGGCCAGCACAGAGACAGCCUCCAACAGCCAGCCAGACCACCGCAGACAGCAGAGCAGAAGAAGCAGCCAGAUUCCCAGGUCCCUCAGAGAGCAGCAGCAGCACCUCAAGACAAAACUUACAGGAAAACGUAGCAGUGCCACUACAAUCCACAAAAUAAAUAAAACUGUUGUGUUGAAAUAAUCUAAAUUCAAUAAAGUACUGCAUGUUGGAAAAAAGAACAAUUAUUAAGGAAACUUUAUGAUACACUAAAUCUGAGAAACAGAGAAUCGGCUAUAAAAACCUUUGUUCAACAUUGUGCUGUACAUUUUCAUACACAGGUUCCACCUCAGCUCUAUAUUGUAGUAUUUUUUAUUUCAAAAUCGGAGCGAAUGUCCUUGUGGAGUCAGCAUUUCUUUCAGUAACUGGCGGGGCUAGAAAUAAACUGUAUAUUUAGUGGUUUGUGCAGAGUGGGUUUCACACACAGAUGAUCUGCCUGAUUUUGCCAUUACUCUUCGCUUUGAAGACAUGCUCUGAGCUCGCAUCUGUUUUCUAGGUAAUAGAACAGGUUGUGCCUUAAUGAAUACAAUGUUUCAUAUUCAUCAGCAUGUUUAUUCAAGAGAGACUUCUGGAUAAAUGGAUGUAUUUCAGCAAUAAAAGUAGCGUAUGCUUAGCAAUUUGUAUAAAAUACAUUAAGUAUAUAAAACGCCUAUAUCACCUCUAUCCAUGUAGCACCUAGAAACCAAAUCCAGUUUUCACAUUUCAGUUCUGUUGUAAAUUUCUUCAAAGAAAUCAUUUGAUUUCACUGUAGUUCUCUAUUGAAUCUCCAAUAGCCAUUUCAACACAUUGCAUCUAAAGAUGUCGCAAUUGCAAUUAAUUCAUUUCACUGUUAAUAUGUUUUGUCUUGCAAUGUAGUAGGAAAACUGAUAUUGUAAUGCUUUCCAUGGUUUACCUACUCCUACAGCAGGUUCUGCACCUUUAGGAAAAGCUGUAUUCUGAAUGUUUCUGUGCAAAAAAGGAGUCAGAGAUUGCUGCCUCCAUUUCUCAUGUAAACAGCUGCAUGUGUGCACUGUUUACACGUGUUUGAACUGUGAAACUUGUUGCAGUGCAGGAGAGUGUUAGCUGAAGAUUAGACUGCUAAUAAGCCGAUGAGAUUCUCAUGCAUUCACCAAUAUGCUUAUUCUUUACGAAAAUAUUUGUAAAUGCUUAAGGAAAUACAUUACAAAGGGCUUAGUGGGUUUUGUUCCAUUAAUCAGUUUCCAUGCACCAGACAUUUGAAAUGUUGAUACCGUAUUUGUAAAAAAAUCUAAAACAUAAAAAAAUGUAUUUUUUGGGAAAUCCUUUGCCAAAAAAAAAAAGAAAAAUGUUGUUUGUAAAACACAAGCCACUAGGUACUCAUUAACAGUUUGUUUCUCAUUUACAGGUUUCUCAGAUUUGAUUUAUCCCCAGAUCAUUCCAUCCCAAUUUUGCUUCCCUGAAAACAUUAAAAACUAGUUGUGAACCCUGAUGAAUGAUCUGAUUGGCUCAUUUCAGACCUGUGUUUUAAUGAAGUCCUGGUCUGACUCAGCUUGACUUAGUCUGGACUUUCAUUACAGUCUCAAAUGCCCCCUUCUGUGUAAUUGACAUCUGGUUACUGGAAGUUCUGUUGUAUAUCAAGCAGCUAGACAGUGGUACAGUGGUAAAGUACAGUUGUCUUUAUUUCUAGCCCUGCUUUUUGCUACUUUUUAUCCAGUCGUAUUUUAGAUUUUAUUUUUACUUUCAUUUGUUUUUCCAAUCAGGACCAACUUGCUGUUUACUUCUCUGUGGUUCUUUUUGUACGGCUGGCAAACAUCACUUUAUCCCUGAGACACUAGCUAUGUGUGUGUGCAUGUGUGUGUAAAUCUGUGUCCACUGUGCGUUCUCUACCCUGCUGUCUAAGACCGACAUUGUGAACAGUGAUUGGCUUACAGGCAGCUGGCUGAUUCAGGGCGCUCAUGUCACUUUGCUUGCAAGUAGCUGCUGAAAGUUAUGGGAAAGGUUUUGGACUCCCAAGUGUACAGUAGUAGGGGCUGUACUUCAUACUGUUAGUCAUCAAAAAAGAAUCAACAUAGAAAAUGAAGCCAUUCAAGCCUUUAGAUUUAUAAGGUAAUGUGAUCAAUAAUUCAGAUUCCCAGUUUAAAUUUAAAUUUCUCCAGAUUAAUUCUAGCUUCUGGAAGGUUGGUUUUCUUGAAUGGUGACUCAGGAAGUGUUUUAUUCUUGAACAGCUGCUUGCCUGUAAGGUUUUUGCACUAUGUGACAAAAUCCCUCACUGGUCGUCCGGUGAGCCUGUGCAGUAGUCAAGUUGGGGAGAGGGCGUACUUUCACUGGGUGUGAGGCUUUUUGUUUUGUUUUUUUUCUGUGUGGGAAGGAGAAAACAACUUGUGAAAAGGGGGGAACAUAAAUGCGGACAUUAAAUGAGUUAUUAGUAAUACACCAUGACUCUCUUCAGAGUUGUUGUUUGAGAGUUCUGACUUUUGUAGGCUUGGUUUGUUGUUUAGAUGGCCACAAGGCUCCAAAGUGUUUGAUCUUAUUAUGAAUUUUGAACAUGCAGCACUGAAUUAACAACAGAACAAUUCCCCGUAAGUCCUUCAGAUAUGGUGUUAUUUGAACAUGCACUGGAUCUGUUUAUCACAUUCUUUGUACGAGAGUGAUGUGGAUUACUGCUUGUAUGUUGUAUGUUUGACCCAGCAAAAAGCAACAUGAAAAUCUAAUCUUCAUAUCAGAAAAUCCUUAGCCCAUGCUUAAAGCAUGUAGUUUAUAGAAUUAAAAAAAUAUUCUAAAUGUUUCAUGGUUUUCUUCCUGGGGCUUUGCCAGUUGCUUAAAAACAGCAAACUAGGAAUAAGGAGAGGAAAUGUUAUACUUUAAUGAAGAGACCUAAAUGACACUAAGAUUCUUAUGUUUAAACUGAAAUAUUCUGUUUUAAAAAUUGGAAUCAGAUCUCUGGAGUUUCAUUAGGUACAUCAAUAAAUAAAAAUGUUUUUCCUUUUCCUGGGGGUGUUUUAGGAAUUUAAUUGGAAAGGCAUUGUGAAAUGAACAGUCUUGGAAUUGAAGCAGACUCAUCUCACAGAUGGGAGGAGUCUGCUUAGGUAGUAUGAAUUUGUCCUGCAUAAAUGGCAAAUUAUAUGCACUGAAAGAGGUCCUACCUGUUGUAAGCUUUAAUCAGCUUUAAUCACCAAAAUCAUGCCAGUUGCGAAUAUAAAUUCCCAUUCCUGUUGGUGGAUGACGAGGGCAAUCAGAUAUGAAGUCAAAAUGAACAAAUUGUAAUAACAACACCAAAAUUGUAAAUAAACAGCAUACUUGCAGUGGUGAUCAGUAGCUAUUUCAGUAGUUUUCACAAGAAGCACAUGCACUUGCCAUACGAAGGGAUGUAGACAACCUCUGACUUUCAGGAACAGGUUUUCACUGGUGUGCACAGGAGAUUUCUUUCUUUUCUCCAGUCGGUACAAAAAACUUUAAACUUGGUUAAAGCAAAUUUUCUGCACACGUAUUUAGGCCUUUUACCACAGUGUUGGACAGAUUUAACCUGCUGUGGAAAUGCAGGAGAUUUAUUUCUGCUGCAAAUGUUUCUAAAUCUGGCCCACUUUUUUAUUGAGCAAAAAUAGGCAAACUAAUCUCCAUGAUUUGCGCAUUUCUUGUAUCUCUACCCUGGCAAAGCAGAAAAAGCAUAUGGGCUUCUCGGAGUCAGUUGCAUGGGUGACAGGAGAAUAUGGAAGGUACUUCAUACAGAAACACAUCCCCCCUCCCUCCCCCAGCAAAUCAAAAGUGUGCCAAUAGGGCUGGACAGGAGCAUCCUGGGAACAAGCUCCUUUAAGAAACAAAACGCAGCCUUUUCAAACCUUUCCACUUGCUGUAGGUAGACAACAUGAAUUGUAUAUAAUGUGAAUUGUAUACUGUAUACAUAGCUUAGCUUUCUAUUAGUGAUAUCUGUGUUGCAUCAAGGUAUAAUAUGGUUCAGAUAUUAAAUUAGAUUGCCCAGCAGAGAGGAAAUGGGAUUGACCACUGUGACCCAGUUUCCUCAUGAAUUCUUCACAGUGGCCAUUCAAUUUUGUCAUCAUUCUAAAAGGUUAAAAUACUAGGCUGUGCUAGACAUUAUUAUGAGCUACUGUUUCCCUCCAAGUUUAAAAAGCAAAGAAAUCCCAUGUUGCUUUUAAAUGUAAUUGUUGAGGCUUCUCCAUGAAUCUUAAAUGAAGUACCAUGAAGUCGCCAAGGUGAAACACUGGCACAAAUCUGCUAUGAAGAAUAAUUCACCUCUCUGCCUUUGGCAUUGAAUAUACAAAAGGCCUUCAGCAUUGCUAAUAUCCGCCAGUAGCUAUGGGGGCUGUUGCCUUCUUCAGUGAGCUCACUCGACUCCCAUUGAAGAUCCUCUUGCUCUUCUGACACUGGCUAAAGAACUAAUGUACUAAAGGUUUUUAAAGCCACAGGGGUUUCUCCAGAGUUAUAACGAGCCAAUUGGGGUAGCCUGAAGCCAUGUACAAAGGUGGAUAUCUAAUGCAAAUCUGUGGAGGAUUGCCAGCAACCCUAAAAAAGCACUUAUAAUGUGCAAACAAGCUGUGUAUCAUAAAUUGGGGUCUCCAUCACUUUAAGAAUGAGGAAUGUCAGAAAUGAACAAGACAUCAGAUUGUUGAUAUUUUUAUUUUUAUUCCUUGUUGGUAAUAGUUAAUUCCAUGCUCAGUUUCCAGUGCAGACAACAGAGUUUUUAAUUUUGGUCUUGGCGAAUCCCCAUUGUUUGUGAUCUCCAUGCUUGUAUUUGGAGCAACAAUCUUUCUGCUUCUUGCUCUGGUGACAGCAAAUUGGGUUUGUGUGCUGCUGAAAGCCUUCACCCUAGCUGAACAAGAUAUUGCCAGACAUUGCCAUUAAUAGCAUGAAGCCUCAAAAUCAUCUAAUUUGUUUUCUGUGGCCCAGUUCAGCUCGGCAGACUGGGAAAACUGGUGACAAGGGGUGACCCUGUUCGGAAGCAAAUUUCUAGCAGUUGCAGCCCCAGGUAGCUUUUAAAUUGAGCAAUCAAUUUUGCUUGAACAUCGAAACUGAAAUGUAUCUGGAGAGUUGGUCUCUUUUACCUUCUCAUUACAGGAAACAGACUGUGUCAUUUUCAGGUAAAUUCACAGCUGGUGAAAGUUGAGGAAAGUGAGGACUUCACUCCUGGACAGGUACUGGGACCUGAACACAGGAUCGAACAGCUUUAGACUUCUGUGUCUACUAGUCUCCCUCAAUCUCUGUAUUUCAGUAAAGUAGAGAAACCUAGAAACUGUGGUUGUGCUGGAGGAGGAGAGCUGCCAGGGUCUCUCCCUCUCCUCUUCAUGUUUACUGUGCAAGUGCUUGGUCCAUUUUUUAACACCAGAGACUGCACAUUCCUAGACAAUGUUUGCGUGUUUUUAAAUAAGUGUAUCAGAAAGUGAAAAUUACAACAAGAUAUUUAUUGUAUACAUAUGCCGUACAUGUAUAAUCUUAGCAGUGUUGGGUGU